Molecule: messenger RNA, 1376 nt
Organism: Neomonachus schauinslandi (Hawaiian monk seal)
Lineage: Eukaryota; Metazoa; Chordata; Mammalia; Carnivora; Phocidae
Gene: S1PR4
Product: sphingosine-1-phosphate receptor 4
Exons: 1
Coding region: 1-1158 (385 amino acids)
Biological process (GO): G protein-coupled receptor signaling pathway
Cellular component (GO): membrane
Molecular function (GO): sphingosine-1-phosphate receptor activity
Source: RefSeq, a predicted model, not a curated record
AUGAACACCACGGGGCCCCCGGCAGAGGCCCCCGAGUCCUGCCAGCAGCUGGUGGCCAGUGGGCACAGCCGGCUCAUCGUCCUGCACUACAACCACUCGGGCCGGCUGGCCGGGCGGGGCGGGCCCGAGGAGGGGAGCCUGGGGGUCCUGCGGGGCAUCUUCGUGGCCGUGAGCUGCCUGGUGGUGCUGGAGAACCUUCUGGUGCUGGUGGCCAUCGUGACCCACAUGCGGUCUCGGCGCUGGGUCUACUACUGCCUGGUCAACAUCACGCUCAGCGACCUGCUCACCGGCGUGGCCUACCUGGCCAACGUCCUGCUGUCGGGCGCCCGCACCUUCCACCUGGCGCCUGCCCACUGGUUCCUGCGCGAGGGUCUGCUCUUCAUGGCGCUGGCCGCCUCCACCUUCAGCCUGCUCUUCACCGCCGGCGAGCGCUUCGCCACCAUGGUGCGGCCGGUGGCCGAGAGCGGGGCCAGCAAGCGGGGCCGGGUGUACGGCUUCAUCGGGCUGUGCUGGCUGCUGGCCGCCCUGCUGGGCCUGCUGCCCCUGCUCGGCUGGAACUGCGUGUGCGCCUUCCAGCGCUGCUCCAGCCUGCUCCCGCUCUACUCCAAGGCCUACAUCCUCUUCUGCGUGGGGGUCUUCGCCUGCAUCCUGGCAGCCAUCAUGGCGCUCUACGGGGCCAUCUUCCGGGUGGUGCGGGCCAACGGGCAGAAGGCCCCCCGGCCCCCCGCCCGCCGCAAGGCCCGCCGGUUGCUCAAGACGGUGCUCAUGAUCCUGGUGGCCUUCGUGGUGUGCUGGGGCCCGCUCUUCGGCCUGCUGCUGGCCGACGUCUUCAGCUCCACGGACUGGGCGCAGGAGUACCUGCGGGGCAUGGACUGGAUCCUGGCGCUGGCCGUGCUCAACUCCGCCGUGAACCCCCUCAUCUACUCCUUCCGCAGCCGGGAGGUGUGCCAGGCUGUGCUGGCCUUCCUCUGCUGCGCGUGUCUCAGGCUGGGCCUGCAGGGGCCCAGGGACUGCCUGGCCCAGGUCGGCGAGGCCCACUCCGGAGCCUCCACCACGGACAGCUCGCUGAGGCCCAGGGACAGCUUUCGGGGCUCCCGGUCGCUCAGCUUUCGGAUGCGAGAGCCCCUCACCAGCAUCUCCAGCGUGCGGAGCGUCUGAGCCACGGCAGGGGCCCGUGUCCGGGGGGGCCGGGAGCACGCCGAGAGUGUGGGGGCUCUGAUGGAGAGGCAGGAACAGGGCAGCCAGCUGGGCAGUGUGUCCCGAGGCCCCACGGCCCCCCUCACAGCGCCUGGGCCCGCUGACGCCAAGCAGGUGUCCCAUGGUCUCCCCGGAGGAGGCGGCUGCUCACCGGAACGGGGAGGGUCCUGGAGUGGGGG